Molecule: messenger RNA, 474 nt
Organism: Spodoptera frugiperda (fall armyworm)
Lineage: Eukaryota; Metazoa; Arthropoda; Insecta; Lepidoptera; Noctuidae
Exons: 2
Coding region: 4-423 (139 amino acids)
Source: RefSeq, a predicted model, not a curated record
AAUAUGGCUGCUGUAUUCAAUUUGUUUUGGUUAAUUGUUAUUCCAGCGUUAAUGUUGAUUAAUAACGCCGAAGCCCAAUACAGAAUGCAGCCCAUACCAUACGGACAACAAGCGCUCAAACCAACGGCCACACACCCAUUAAUAAGCACUUUACUAUCAACAUACUCGACCAACAUGCCAAUAGUAGAAAAACUAAACACAUUAGCUACUGUAAUACAAAAAAUGCCGCCGAAAUGUACUAAAGCGCCUAAUAAGAGGAUCUAUAUGGUAGAAGCAUUAAAGAAUUCAGCUUUAGAAAGCCUAAUGAUGGCGGCUAACGCUUGCAAAUGUCAUAAGAAUAUUGACAACGUCAAUGUCAUCCGCCCGUCAAAGAGACAGGUGACAGUUCGAAAUGACAGGCCCGUAAACGUCAGAUACGUUUGAAUUUGGAAUUGCUAGUGGUGGUGUUUGUGUUUUAUUUAUUUUUUUGUGAAG